AUGACGAGCGGGCCUCUUCAAACAAAGGACGUCACAUCCAUUGCCGAAGAUGACGAUGGACUUAAAACAGUGUUUAACGAGGAGACUGGCACGAAUGGCAUUGUGGAAGGAUGGAUAACUCCGGUCAAGGUUUUGCAACGCGGUCCCUAUUCCUGCGUUUCGGCGGUCGUUAUCAAAUUCAAAAGUGGACUUGGGGCAGUCCGCAUUUUUGUUAACGACAAUGGGUUACACCGAGAUAUUGCAGCCUACGAGACAAAAUCCGACGCGGAAGACAAAGUGACUAUGAUAUUUUUGGAACCCAAUUACUAUUGCUGGUUGAUGGGUUACGCCAAAGUCAGGUUCAUUAUGAGCCCCGUUUCGAAGCAAGUUUUGUCUGAUUAA
Histoplasma mississippiense is the source of this 381-nucleotide messenger RNA. RefSeq lists its product with no specific name. The record is from RefSeq and is a predicted model, not a curated record. The coding region runs from base 1 to 381 and encodes 126 amino acids. Lineage: Eukaryota; Fungi; Ascomycota; Eurotiomycetes; Onygenales; Ajellomycetaceae. The transcript is spliced from 2 exons.